Messenger RNA from Hyaloperonospora brassicae, 2883 nucleotides. Lineage: Eukaryota; Oomycota; Peronosporomycetes; Peronosporales; Peronosporaceae. The record is from the annotation of a GenBank genome assembly.
AUGGCCACCAGCGGCGCACUGCUGCACUCGUGCACUGUGUACCUCUACCUCUACGACGCCGCCAGCGGCUCCUACACGCAGCAGACCGACGCAGCUGUGGGCUGUGCGCUGCUCGGGGGCGACCGCCCGCGCACGUUUUCGCUGCUGCUCUACGACGCGCAGAAGGCGCCGCUGCUGCAGGUUCCGCUCACGUCGGACACGCGACUGGUGCCGCAGCAGAGCAACUACGUGAACUUCUACGACCACACGUCGAAGCGCUUCUACGCGCUGCGGUUCCGAGACGCGGCAGCGAGUGAGGAGUUUGUACGGGCAGCGGCACUGACGAAGGCGCAGAGUCUCGUGCUCUCUGCGACGUCUUUCGAGCGCCAGAAGCGGCGGGUGGUGCUUGUGGAGGACGUGACGGUCGGACGGGACGAUGCUGAGGCACUUGGGGCUGGAGACGUGGCGGGGAUUGCGCUCAAAAAAUGGCACGGGACAGUGGAAGCGCGCGACCGGUUCUUCUCGACGAACCCGUUGGACAUUUGCAGGCAUGAGCCGACCGAAGCAACGACUGGCACUGACGUGAAGAGGAUCAAGCUAGUGGAUGAAACAGGGGACGGAGAAACGGACCCGUUCGUUGCAGUGUUGGCGACCGAAGCGCUCGUUGGGAUGCGCAAGAUGGCCAAGCGACUGGUGACUGUGACGUUCCCGGACACUCAGGAGUGGGUCAUUGCAGAGGUGGAGCUGGUCAAAGUGAAGAAGAGCACGAGGUCUGGUGCGGACUCGACGCCGACUCAGGCAAAGACUGAGCACGCAAGAGGACUGACUGCUGCUGCCACUGCUGCUGCUGCUGGUGGAAUGGAGGAAAAGACGCUAAAAGAGCAUGACGAUCUCGUCAAGCGCAUGGCAGUGCUGUCCCGAGUCGGCAGUCAAACGUCGGGAUUGAUGGCAAGCGUGCAGACAAGAGUGGACAGCCGCUCCACGUCGAUCAGUGACGGUGAUGCAGCGCUACGGCGAACGUCCUGUAGCGGAUCGCAGUCGACGGACCCUCCCGCAGGCUAUGUACCUGUACUUCUGGCUGGGCUCCAGCUUCCAGGACAACGGCCAGGGUCGUUUCGCAAUCUGAAGAAUGAGUUGGAGGCAGCACAGCCGUCAGAUGCGUCUUCGCCUUCGCAUGCAAAGCCGGUGGCGGUAAAAGCGGUCGAACCGCUGAGGCAGCUGUCGCGUAAUGUGAACGGUGGCGCUACACUGACGUCAUCGUCGUCUAGUGAUCUAGAGCGGUUGAUGAAAGAGCAAUCGGAUUUGGCGCGACUUCGUGAGGAGUUAGAACUUAGCAAGCGCAAGCUUCAAGAGGCCGAUGCAAGUGUUGAUGUAUCACUGACUCAGCGCCGGCAGCUGUCGAACGGGGAAGGUAGUCACUCCACGGGCUUGACCGAGGGAAAGCUGGCGCAAGAGAAGCAAGCUCCUUUCUUUGCGCCCACAGCAUUUUCGUUGAUGGGCACCCAUGCGCUCUCCGUUGGAACGUCAUCAGCGUAUGGGACAACGACAGGCAAGUGGUCGCCUGCUAACAGGGAUCUAGUGCCGUCUUUUCCGCCGUCCAAGUUCAUUUCCCAGUCAUUGGCACCCGCGGCACCGCCAACCCCAUUCUCAUCGUCGCUGACGCCAUACGCUAAUCAAUCGUACCCGUCGUACCCGUCGACGCCAGGAGUGCCAGCGUCAGGCUCGUCGCCGGAUGUUGAGAAUGGUAUAUUUCGUCUACAACGAUCGUCUACAUCGAUUGAGUCCAUGUUGCACGAUCUGCAGUCGAAGGUGGAUCGGUUGCUAAACGUGCAAAACUCGAUGAAAGCGACGUCGUAUGCUGGAAACUUGCGCAAGUACGGUGGAAGUGCACCAUUCUCGUCUCUCGCAUUCUCUUCGUCGUCGUCGUCGUCGUCGUCGUCGUCUUCGUCAAUGUUACUGAAAAAUAUCGAAAAGACUCUCGCACAGCGUGACCAGCUUCAGGAAGCCAAUGCUCGACUUGAGGAAGCGAACGGUGAGCUCGAAUCCAGCGUCGAAGAUCUGCAGAAUCAACAUGAGUCACUCCAGAUGGAAAACCGGGCGCUUUUGGACAAACUGCAAAGCGGGAACCAUUUGCAACAGGAGAAGUUUGGCGCAGAAUUGCGAAGUGUUCAAGCAAAACUCAGCCAGUCUCAGGAGCAAAUGCUUGCGUACCAAGAAGAGAACUUUCGACUUCGGGCAGAACUUGCUGCAAAGGACGACAAGCUUACGAAAGAGAAGGCAAAGCUGCAAGAGGAUAUGCAGAAGCAGUAUGAAGCUAUGAAGCGACAGGCCGAGGAUGAGGUCCGUCAAGGCUUGAUGGACUCAAUCGAUAAAAUGGCGACUGAAAACGCCACGCUGAUGGCACAAGUUGCUGAGUAUAAUGCUCAGAAGAAGCAGUGGGCCCUCGAGCGGGAUAUGAUGAACAAGCGGCUGAGUCAAGCCCAGAGCCAGCAGGUGCAGCUCCAAGACAAUUCUGUGAAAUCGCAAAGUGCACAGAACUCGCGCGUACAGGAACUACUGGCUCGGCUUGAGCAGGUUGAAGCAGAAUCGAAAGGAAUGAGACAGCAGGCGGAUGGGUUUCGCUCCAAAGCGCAGCAUCUGGAGGAGCUGCUUGUGUCGAAAGAGCACGAGAUGGCCCAAUUACAGACGACAAAAAAUGAGAGCGAGUACGCGGCGCUGAGUGGGCUGUUUAAGGAGUUCAUGAACGACAUUUACUUCCACUUCCAAGACGCGUUUGAUGAGGACACAGAGUUCACUGGCAAAGAGAUCGUGAUGGCGAUUCGGAAGAUUCUCAAACAGAACACGAUGGACAUCCUCGCAAAGCUGGAGGAAUUCUACCAGCAGCAAGUACAGCAUCGUCAGUGA